This is a messenger RNA of Mesitornis unicolor (brown roatelo), 975 nucleotides long. It is a transcript of the gene OXGR1, whose product is annotated as oxoglutarate (alpha-ketoglutarate) receptor 1. Gene Ontology annotation, molecular function: G protein-coupled receptor activity. Gene Ontology annotation, cellular component: plasma membrane. Gene Ontology annotation, biological process: G protein-coupled receptor signaling pathway. The record is from RefSeq and is a predicted model, not a curated record. The transcript has a single exon. Lineage: Eukaryota; Metazoa; Chordata; Aves; Mesitornithiformes; Mesitornithidae. Bases 1 to 975 code for a protein of 324 amino acids.
AUGGCAUCUGAAGGCACCGGCAAUUUUACUGCUCUGCCAGGCCACAAAGACCUGUUGACAAGCUGCAAGGAAGAAGAUUUCUUACAGGUGAAAUUCUAUCUCUCUGUCCUUUAUGCCCUCAUCUUCCUGGUGUGCUUCCCAGGGAACAUCCUGACAAUUUUUGUUUAUGUUGUCAAGAUGAGGCCCUGGAAAAACAGCACCAUCAUUAUGUUAAACCUGGCUGUCACUGAUCUAUUAUAUAUAGCCACCCUUCCUUUCCUUAUGCACUACUCUGCUAAUGGAAAUAACUGGAUUUUUGGAAACUUCAUGUGCAAGUUUAUUCACUUUUGUUUCUACUUCAACAUGUACAGCGGUAUUAUCUUCCUUAGCUGCUUCAGCAUCUUCCGCUUUUUUGUCAUUGUCCACCCAACUAAAUGCCUUUUUGUUCAAAAACGGAGAUGGGCAGUGGUGACUUGCGUAGUAGUUUGGGUGAUUUCCCUGGUGGCCAUCAGCCCCUUGGGCAUCUUGGUUGUUAUGAGGUAUACACAGAACAGGACGAUCUGCUCAGACCUGGCUACUGCUGAGGACCUUGACACAAGUAGGUGGUACAACUGGCUGCUGACCACGUUUGCCUUCAUCUUGCCCAUGCUGACGGUGACUCUGUGCUAUGCAUUCAUUAUUUACGCCUUGGCUACCGGGCCCCACACACGGGCUUGCUACAAGCAAAGGGCUCGCAGACUCGCCAUCGUCCUCUUGGUGGUCUUCUAUGUCUGCUUCCUGCCCUUCCACGUCUUUCGGGGGAUUCGGCUGGAGCUCCGAGUACGACCGGUCAGCUGCCAUCUGAAGAACGUGAUCCUUUUUAUGUUUAUCAUAGCUAAAUCUUUAGCAGCCUUAAAUACUUUUGGAAACUUCCUGCUCUAUGUAGUGACGGGUGACAACUUCCAGCAGGCCAUCCUCUCGCUCCUGAAGUUUCAGACAAACAAGAACUUGAAGUAG